Somion occarium is the source of this 2607-nucleotide messenger RNA. The record is from the annotation of a GenBank genome assembly. NCBI's taxonomy places the organism in Eukaryota, Fungi, Basidiomycota, Agaricomycetes, Polyporales, Cerrenaceae.
GCUUCCGCCGCGGGCGAACUUUGAACCUGAACCUCUAGCCAGCCUCUGAAACCGCUCUCUGCUUCCCGCUUGCAACGGGUUGCUCACCUUCCCUUGCACGGUCGCAAGGGUUUUCCUACCUUCAUUAUUCGAUAUCCCAAGAAUUCGAUAUAAUACCCUCAAGCUCACACUGCAUCUCACUCCCUAUUCUGGCCCUCAAGUAAUAACGCAACCGGCUGCGCGAAGAUUGGACUCACACUCUUAUGAAUAAUACAAGACAUAUUAAUAUUGUAACCCGUCUGAGACCUCCUAUUACCAACGAGGUAAACGAUGACGGCGUGCGAGUGACUCGAGAAGGGGACAGGCAUUUCAUCUCGGUGAACAACCCCCGAGAUUUGACUCAGGUUUUCAAGUAUCCCUUUUCCUCGUGUUAUGAUCAAGAUUCCACACAGCAGGAAAUCUUUGACAAUGAGGUUGAACCUAUGACUGAGGAUGUCUAUGCAGGACUUACCGUCACCAUUUUUGCUUACGGUGUAACAUCAUCAGGCAAGACUCAUACUAUGCAAGGAACAAAGUCCGACCCUGGGAUCAUUCCUAGAGCUGUUGAGUCGUUAUUCCAGAGAAAACGUAAACAGGCUAAUGUCACACUCGCCAUUUCGUACAUGGAAAUUUACAAGGAUGAAGUCUAUGACCUGCUCAUCGAUCGCGAGAACGCACCCAAACUCCCAGUCCGCGAAAACGGAGCAGGUCAAGUCUUCGUUGCGAACCUCUCUUCACAAGUGGUCGACAGAGUGGAAGAAUUUCAUCAGAUAUACUCAGAGGCGACGUUGCGACGGUCGGUGGCUUCCACUAACUUGAACAGAGCGUCAUCACGUUCGCAUGCCAUCCUCACCAUCACCGUCACCAUUUCUGAUCCAACUCUAGGGAAAGCUCUUUCAGGAAAGCUCAAUCUGGUUGACCUCGCCGGAUCAGAGAACAACAAACUCACUGGAAAUGACCCGUCUCGUAUGGCUGAAUCCUCGGCUAUCAACAAGUCUCUGAGCGUGCUUGGACAAGUUGUUCAUGCCCUAAACCAGGGUGCCAGUCGAAUUCCGUAUCGCAACUCCAAGCUUACCCGUAUUCUUCAAGAUGCUUUGGGUGGCUCUUCAGUGGGCUUGCUCAUUUGUAACAUUGCACCAGCGCCCAAAUACCGUCAAGACACGCUCAACACGUUGAACUUCGCAACCCGAACAAGGAAUAUUGAGAAUAAGCCUGUCAUCAAUGAGAAGGACCUGAAGCCUGCCCCUAAGCCGCCUAUGUCGAGGCGUUUACCUCAAGCUCCUGCACGCCGACCAUCCGAAGUGCCUUCAGGUCUCACCAGCCGCAUUGCUCGUCCAUCUCUUACCCAUGGACCUUCACGGUCCUCCCUGCCGUCUUCCACAAUCCACUCUGAACCCGUGACCGUAAACGUGAACAUACCUCCUCAAAAUCCACCUCCGGCACCCGGGUUGACAGAAGAAGAAAUCGACGCGAGGAUUGCGAAAGCUGUUGAAACUGAAGUUGCAAGACGACUCGCGGAGCACGAGAAACAGAAGGCAAUUGAAACGGAGAGCAGAGUCAGCCUCGAAGAAGGUCCAUCAAAUAGUUCGCAAAAGAGCCCUGUUGUAGAAGAUCCUUCAUCGCACAUUGGUCAUAUGUCUGUGGACGAAGACCUAAGGCAAAGGCUGGCUGAACUCGAACAGAAGUUGUAUGUCUUUACAAUCUUUGUCUGGAUCAUGCUCCCAUUGAUUCACUCGCAUCCUGCCAGUGAGACCGGGAACUCCGAGCUUCGAAUGGUCAGCGAUCUAUCACCGGCUUCUAGGAAGAGGACGGGCAGGGCGUACGUCGCGCUUGCCCGGGCGCAAUCAGAGAAGAACAACCUGGCAUUGGCUCUGGAACUGUACCGCAAAGCAGAAGCCUACGUACCGGACAAUGUCAAACUGAAAGAGAGGAUUAUCGAGAUUGAAUGGGCCGUCAAGAACGGUAAACCCUUCAAGCCAUCCCCUAAGAAGCCGAGGAAAAAGAAGACCAAGAAGACGGCGGCAGCGGAAAAGAGCAGAGCGACUGGCAGUGAAUCUGUCUUGCAGGAUUCUCGAGAUGAGAACAAUGCACCGCCAGUCUUUGGUUCAUCAUUACUGGUAGGCUCGACCACUGCGUCGUUCAAACGACAGGCUGAAGGGAGCGAGAUCUGGGAAACGCCGAAGAGAAGGUAUAAGAAGAUCAGAGCUUCGAUCGAGCAGGAAGAUGACGAUGAAUAACUCACGAGUCUUCGAACGUUACGUUGGUUGACGUCUUCAUGCGCCUCGUUACUGUUGUAAACUGAAAUUAAAAGUGUCUUGCAUUUGUGGAUGUGCUGGGCCGCAUCAACAAGCAAUUGGAGAAGAGGCAACAGGGCUCUAAAGUUCUAACUGAUAAUGAUACAAAACUGUCUCGGCAAGUACUGUUGGCUACAAGUGAAGGGUGCAGGGGUAUGAGAAAGCUGUUGAAAGCUGACGAAGGGAGAUUUAUAACUAUGCUACAAAGUCAGGUGGAAAUUGGGCUCGUAAUUGCUUGUCAAAUAACGAAAAUUUAGGACGGGGGAUAUGAGAAAAACCAAACUGUUAUCCUGAG